AUGUUCAUUUGGGAAUUCAAUGUUAAUAGUUACAUUUUCCAAGUUCAAGUCUUCGUCCUAGAUAUGUUAAAGUUUAUUAAAGAAAUGAAGAAUUAUGUAUAAAAAAGAUUUUAUUAAGUUUAAUUGCUGUUUGAAGAACUGUAGUAAAUAUAUCCUUAAUGUACAGAUUGGGAUGUAAUUCUAUUAUUGGAUUUAUCCAAUAAAAGUUUUGAUAGAGCUUUUAAAUUAUUAAAAGAGAGUAAUUAUUUCGUAUAAUACUAUCUAUAAGGUAUAUAUUAAUUCUUAAAUAAUUAGUAUAAUCUUUAAAAAAUGUUGAUAGAAAUGGAUUAGAAAAUAGAUGGAAGAAAAGAUGA
Paramecium pentaurelia is the source of this 353-nucleotide messenger RNA. NCBI's taxonomy places the organism in Eukaryota, Ciliophora, Oligohymenophorea, Peniculida, Parameciidae. The record is from the annotation of a GenBank genome assembly.